CCAACUCAUGGGAAGAGAGUUUGGGCCAGCUGGCGCCGGGCUACCAAAUGACAACACUGGAGCAGGCGAUACUGAGGCGGCGAGAAACAUGAGACGUUAUUGCUGAUUGAUAAAAUGAGUAAAACACUCUUUUUUCUCAAUGGACAACCAGUGAUUUUAACAAAUGAUGGGACGGAUUCACAAAUCCCAACAAAUACAGCUCUCGCUGCAGCAGUUGAAGGAUCGGGAAGUGUGGAAUUGCACGAUGAUUCAAAAGGUGUCAUUAAUCCGAGAGAAGGCAGCAAGGAUUCCCAAACCUUGGGAUCAAGAUUGGGAGAAUCUGAAAGCAUUGGAGACGGUUUAAGAUCUAACUUUGUACAGGUCAAAGUGAACGGUAGAGAAGUGCCAGGGUUUAUGCUUUCACAAAAUAAGGCUGGAAGUGUGCAUAAAAUAAUAGGACAGCCUCUACACCAUCAAAAGCUGGAGUAUGAUUUAUUGUUCCCAGAUAAAGCUGUUAAUAUUGAUGGACCUGAAAAGGGUAAUGAAGUUGAAUCGGAAGGAUUCUUACAUUUUCACGAUGCCUCAGUGCAGAGAGCAUUGGCUAAAAAUUCUAGUUUCGGUGAUGGGGAAGAGAGCUGUGGGAGUGAUAUGUUUGCACUGGCAGCCAAUACUGAACUUUUACACACUCAGAUAGAGGGCAGUAGUCAGGAAAUGGGCUCAGUAGACAGCCUCCAGAAUCUUGUUAGACUUCCUAUUGCUUCAAACCGUAUGCAAGUUGAUGCACAAAGUGUAAAUGUAACUACAGAUCAAGGCCAAGUUUUGCAGGUAAGUGCAGAUGACAGUCAGGUUCAUCAUAGAAAUUUGUCUACAAUAGUUGCCAUCAUCCAGGGAGAAGAUGGUAGUACCCAAACAAUUGAGCUUUCACCAGAAGAGGCUUGUAAGCUGAAUCUUCCACAGCUGUUGGCUGGAAAUGUCACUGUUGAGCAACAACCAGUUAAUUCUCGUCCAGAUAAAAUUGAUGAACUUUCCACAGUCCCAAAUCUAGAAAAUGACCAGAAGAGCCGGUUUGGAGUGGGUGAACACAGCACUAAAGACUCUGAAGGAUACGCUGCAUCUGUAUUCCCAGGAGAGGAUAGAACUGAUGGAAUCAGUGUGAAUAGCUCUUGUGAUGUUUCAGCAAAUGAUGCAGAUGUUAGUUUAGGGCCUUUCCUCUUUAUCCCUGAGUAUAAUGAUGAUGGCAGUAUCUCCAUCCUCAAGAUAAGAGGUUCAGAUUCUGAUGUUACAGGUAAAGUUUCAGUUGAUGAACCCCCAAAUCUAAAUUCAGUUUUGCUAAAUAAUUCACAGAUUCAUCAUGUAGCAGAGACUUCUGACAAAACUUUGUUGUCAUUUCCACGUCCAGGUCAAAGUGUACAGAAGAUAAGUCUGCCUAUAAAUUCCACUCAGCAAAUAAAAAAGUACACCAACAUUAAGCCCAAGCACAUUGACUGGAAGACUGUUGCUACCAAACCAGCACCUAAAGUUCCUGGAAGUAUGUACUUGCGUAAUAUAGCAAAGAGGACAAAGUUUAGGAAUUUAACUUCUUUUUUGGACACAAAACAAAUUCAUCAGGAUUGUGAGGUAAUAACGAAGAGUCAUGAUAUAGAAACUGUGAUACCUUCCAGCACAUUCAGUGCAUCAAUAGCAGGGUUGUCUAAUGCGGCAAGUUCAUCAACUCAAACCUUGGUUAUGACAUCGGCCAAUGGAUUCACUUUGGGCCCUGGUAAUGAGCUGCUCAAUCAGUCGUCACUUUUGGCCGAGAGAGAGGUAACAAACCAACUGAGCAUAGAAGAUAUGGCACUUCAUCACCCAUCCAAAACUGCUUCCAUUCUACAUUGUGAAACUCCACCCAAGUUACACCAAGGCUCGGUGGUGUCUGGUGAUCGAGCACUCACCAUUAAAGUUAGUACUGGGCCUAUUUGUGUGACCGGCUCAGCAAUCCGUACCAUGGCUCCAUCCACUACAUCAGUUCCCUCCAUCAAAUGUGCAGAACCUAGCGAGUCAUUGAGUAGCUGUAGUCAGUCUAACUCGGACUCGCCAAGCUUGACAUCUAUUGUGUAUUGUUCAUCAGGUGGGGAUGAAACUCCAUUCACUGUACACCUUCCUGGAGGUGAUAAUACCAAGCCUCUUGGCUCUAGUGAGAACCCGAUACAGCUGGUGCAACAGGGUAACACAUUUCAGGCUUUGCAACCAGUUCAAGAGAGACAGCUGGAACAAAUUACGGCCUUAUUGCAGCAGCGGCGCAUCACGGCUCCACCAACCACCCACCAUGACCACCAUGAGAUAUAUGAUCCAAAAACUAAUAUGAAAAUAGUAUACAAGGUUGUGUUUCCUGAGGACAUCCUCCAUGGGGACGACGACGACGAUGACGAGGGCAAGGACGAGCACCUCACGUGGGAAGGACGACUGGGACUACUGGAGAAGAGGAAAGGGAGAAAAUCCAAGGAUUGGAGAAAAAUGAAAUUAAUUGAAGAGGAGGAAGUUGAUGUGGAUACUAUAUUGGAUGAAAAUGAAGAAAGAAAGAAACUAAUUUCUCGGACACGUUCUGGCCGCAUCUCUCGACCACCCCGUCACAUGAUGAAGGAUUUCAAGCAUCUCCACCCAAUUAAUUUUAAUGAUGACAUUAAGGACAAGAAUGCCCCUGGUGUUGGUUAUUGUGACUACAGCGAUCACGAGCAACCUGAACCCGAAGAGAAGCCGCAGCCAGUUUUAGAGUUACCUGAACGAAAAAAGAGAGAGGUGCCCAUUAUAACUCGUCUUCGCUAUACUUGCUUGACGUGUGGAAAACUCUAUAUGGGAAAAAUUGAAGCCCAUUUUAAAAAAUUUCCAGACCAUCGCCGAGAACGCCCUCUCACUUUAGAUGACCUAAAGCAGUCAUAUUCUGCUAUUAAAACAUUAUCAGAUUCUGUCAAGCCCAUGGGUGAAGAAGGGAAUGAAAUAAACAAGUCUGUAUUGAGCCCUACGCCUGGUACUCAGGCUUCAGAAACCAGUGGAGAACCUAGUUUACCCAUGGAAACUCUUACUACCCAACCCCUGGACACACAAACUGCCUUGCCCACACAGCAGCAAGCAGAUGUACACUCCCCGCAAUUUGACAUUCCAUAUGAGCUGACUCCUGUUCAAGAGAGUCGAGGCAGAAACCGGCGGACAAAAAGAGGGCGUCGCAGCAGAGGAAGGGGAUCGAGGGUUAGAUCAGGUGCCAGAUCUUCAUCAGCAAGAGCCCACAUUCCAGCCCCAGGGCCUACUCCCUCACCUUUGAAUAUGCUGGAAAAGAUUCUUAGUGGAUACAGCUCUGAAGAUAUUCAGGAGGCUGUUGGCAGACGUCUGGUUCAAAAUUUGACUCCAUGGCAACUACUGUGCUUUCAAGCUGUUGGUAAGAAGGCAAAUAAUGCAGAGUGGUCAUGGCAGGACAGGCUUUCUACAUUGGAAAGCCUUCUCAUAGACUGCAAGGAGGAGUUUCAAAGACAAAUGGUACCUCAGCAAGAAGAGUCAUAUAAUACUUGUCACAAGCAGAAACCUUCUAAUUCAAAUGAUAUGGAGUGUGGCAAGUUGAAUCCAGGAAACGAUAUGCAGCAGUCAUCUGUAAAGUCGGCCACAGGGGAUUUUCAUCCAUUGUUGGACGGUGAAGAGACUGCUAGUAAACAUUUCAUUGAGAAAUGUUCCACAAGUAUGGCAAAUGUCAAGGUGUGUGACUAUCUUGCCAGUGUCCUUGGAAUUACAAGCGGUGUUUACAAACACAGGGAAGAGUUAAACGUUCACUCGCCUCCAAUUCCUUGUUCUGUUGAUUCUGUUUCAAGGUUAACAAAAGACAGUCUAUCAGAGCUAAUAAAUACUGUUGUAGUUAAACGAGAGUUGGAGGUGGAUAAUAGUUCUAUUGGUGAAACAUCGAACAAGAGAAAUCGGAUAGGUUUACAGGAGAAUGAACAAGUUUUGGCUCACAAGUCCAACAUUGUACUGAAUGCUGAUCAGAGAGCACACUGUGAUAUUACAGGAAUUGAUAUUAGUACAUAUCCCAUCAAAGCUGACACUGAUAGUGUGAGCAAAGCACUUGAGGAGGCAACCCAUAACUUGGAUCUGUCUUCUUAUAGCCUCUCUGUACACAUGUCUUCUGAGCCUAGUUUAAGCCCUAGCCAGUUACAAACUUCCAUAUCAUCAUCAUCAUCAUCAUCAUCAUCAUCAUCAUCAUCAUCAUCAUCAUCAUCAUCAUCAUCAGCAUCUGUGUUGACUGCAUCAGAAGGGACCACAAGUUUAUCUACACUGCUUUCAUCGCCGCACUUUAGCAUACCCAUGAGCAACGAGUGUGUGUCGAGGAGCAGCACCACCUUGACCAUGAGCCACGCAGCACCAUGUGUCACGCACACGUCAGCAGUCACAAGUGUAACCUCUAGUCUACCUCUUGAAGUUUGCCACUUUUCAAGUCAUAACCUUAAUUCAGAUUCUACUAUAUCUUCUUGUUUGCCAUUGUCAAAUAUUGACGCUUCCCUCAUUCCUACCUCUACAAUACCUCAGGUAAAUACAAUACAACAGAUGCCUCUUGGUGACUUAGAUAUUACAGCAGAGGAUCUACCACGGCUGUUGAGUGAAGGAACGGGAUUAGUAGUUGGUGGCACUGGUGAUGGAGAAGCAUGUGAUGCACCCAAACUUUUGGACACAUCAGGAGACACAUCUGACCUAAGUGAAAUGCUCUUCAAGCUCCAAGAAGCUACUGUAGGUAUUAGUCAAAAUCAGGAUCCUAACCUAGGUCCACCUGCUUAUCAGGAACACAGUAUGACAUCUUCACAAGUAAAUGGUAAUAGUAGCCAGUUAAUAGCAAACCAGAGUCUUGAUGUUCAUUCUGGAGUUGCUCUUCCUUCCCGAGGUUAUAGCGCCGUAGGGCAAACAAAUUCCCAUUCUACACCCAAUUUGAGCCUAAAAUUAGACAUAUCGCAGCCUAGCAGUGAACCAUCUAUGCCUAUCCUAACGUUUACAGGGGCUUUAGAUACUAAUUCUGGUUUUAGUAAUACAUCUUUAAAUCAACCAAUUAAUGGCACUAAUAGUGGUGGCAAAGUACAGCAUGCUUUGCUUCAUCAGGCAGAUGAUCAACAAGAAAAUGUGAGUAUUGGCCAGAAUGAGACAAUUUUAGAGAGUGAGAGGGAAAGGGUCAACAUUGGGUUUAGUGUGUCAGGGCUAGGAAGCAAUGAGUUUGAGGACCUUCUUAAAAGAUAGUAUGUGUGAGUGUGACUGUGUUUGCAUGUGUAAUUACCAAAUUGUAGUUGCAGAAAGAGAGCUGUGCUUGUGGUGUCCCAUUUUCUCUAUACAUUUUGUGAUUUACCGUUGUCAGGGACAAGACGCCUAUUAGACUUAUUGAGGUUUCCCUAGACCAACUACUGACCUACCUCAGGAUGCAUCCCAGAACAGUUGCCUAACUCCCAAGUACCUAUUUACGGCUAGGUAAACAAAGGCAUCAGGCGAGAGAAAACAUGCCCGGACAUAUUGUCCUGCUGCAAGAAUGAACCAGGGACCUUUCUGUUGUGAACCAACUGCACUGGCUGCUGCACUCAAAAGUUCCUCAAAUGAGUCUUAAAACAAGCAGUAGUAUUAUUACAUACAACUUUCUCCUAAAGAUUGUUUCGUCCCAAAAAUACUCAAUAACUGAACCCUUUCCAGUCCGUUGCCAUCGUGAGGGGGGCUUAGUGGGCGGCUGCUGAAGUGUGAUGCUCUUUGGGGGACAGCUUGUCCUCUGUCCUUUUGACGCCUUAUGCUUCUGCUGUUGUCUUCUUCAAUUUUGCUGGUAGUUUUUUUUCCUCUUCGUCUUGUUUCGUUUUUCUCUCCACCGCUUCUUCUUUCAGAGUGUUCCCUACCUGCCGACUUUUUGUCAUUUUUUAAUGUUCCUUCUGAUGUUUUGUUUUGACGCCGGGUGUGUGGGGAGGUACACACUCACCUGUAGAACUGUGGUACCUGACAUUGGCAAGCAAGGGGAUGCGUUUAUUGUCAGAUUUUGCCUUCAUUGCUGAGCCCGAUCUCGACAGACUGAUGGCUCAUAUGGUGACAAUUGCAGGGUGUAUAUCCACAAUGUGGAUACACUUCCAGGAUGUGUGUAAUUACCUAAUUGUAGUUACAGGAUGAGAGCUACGCUCGUGGUGUCCCGUCUACCCAGCACUCUGUCAUAUAACGCUUUGAAGCUACUGACGGUCUUGGCCUCCACCACCUUCUCA
Procambarus clarkii (red swamp crayfish) is the source of this 6209-nucleotide messenger RNA. RefSeq lists its product as uncharacterized. The record is from RefSeq and is a predicted model, not a curated record. Lineage: Eukaryota; Metazoa; Arthropoda; Malacostraca; Decapoda; Cambaridae.